AUGGAAGCCGCUAUCAAUCCCGGGCGAGCGUCGCCCGCAAUGAAGAGAAAACGCGUCGGAUCCGAGGCACUCACACCGCCCUUGUCCGUCGACGACCCUGAGGGCUCAUGCCUCCAUUCACGCGCUGUACACGUCCUCUCCACCGCCGCAACCGCGCUUUCACAAGUCACCAUUCUAUACCAGUCAGACCCGAUUGCGCGGGAUGGACUGCUUCGGGCAGUGGAGUGUAUGACAAGGGUCAAUGAAGCGGGUGGCAAGCUCCUCAUCUGCGGCGUGGGCAAGAGCGGACUGGUAGGGAAGAAGACGGUGGCCACCAUGAAGAGUCUAGGCAUAGCGUCUUCGUUUCUGCAUGCAUCAGAGGCGCUACAUGGCGAUUUGGGUGAUAUAAGGCCUAAUGACGCAGUCAUGUUCAUAUCCUUCUCCGGCAAGACCGCCGAGCUCAUGGCCGUCCUCGAGCACAUCCCAUCUUCGACCUCGGUUAUUGCUAUCACAGCCCACAAGCACCCUUCCGGUUGCCCACUGCUGCGCGAAAGAUCAGACGGCAUUCUGCUACCGGCGCCUAUACAUGAAUCGGAGGAACUGUCGUUCGGCGUGUGCGCGCCGACGACAUCUACGACUGUAGCAAUCGCGGUUGGCGAUAUGUUGGCACUCACAGCGGCGGAGGCUAUACACUCUCAUAACACCGGGCACAUCUUCAGGAGGAAUCAUCCAGGAGGUGCCAUUGGAGAAAAUGCAAGACGGGGACCAGAUGCCGACGAGAGCGCAGAAGAGGAGCGGAGUGUGAAGAGACAGAAGGUGCCUGUGUCACCUACGUUAGCUCCGGAUAUUGAGCUGUAA
Trematosphaeria pertusa is the source of this 837-nucleotide messenger RNA. Its product is annotated as SIS domain-containing protein. The transcript is spliced from 2 exons. Bases 1 to 837 code for a protein of 278 amino acids. Gene Ontology annotation, molecular function: carbohydrate derivative binding. Gene Ontology annotation, biological process: carbohydrate derivative metabolic process. Lineage: Eukaryota; Fungi; Ascomycota; Dothideomycetes; Pleosporales; Trematosphaeriaceae. The record is from RefSeq and is a predicted model, not a curated record.